AUGAUGCAAUCUGAGCUGCUUCUUCCACCAUGGUCAACCUUUAAUAAUACAUACUCAAAUCUUGAUCAUACUAGCCUUUAUGAUCCAAAUAUGGAUUUAUGCAUGACAGCUGAUCAUGAAUUUUCGUCUUCAUUCACCUCACCUGAAGUGUUCUCGGAAGUUUCUUGGGAUUCGUGCGUCCCAAUGAUGUUCACCGGUGAGUUUUUCGAGCUUAAAAAUUUGUGUGACAAUAUUCAAAUAACUUCCCCUACUGAGGGCUUGGAGAGUAAUCCAAUUGGAGAGAUUGAGGGCGUCGACGAAUGGCUGAAUGGAAGUAGUGAUACUGAGGAAAAUGUUUCCUCAGAGGUGCCUGUGAAUGAGAGUUCAAUGGACAUGUCAUUAACAUAUCCAGCAGAUGAAAUGGAAAUAGAUAACCAAUUGAGUCUUCAUCACCUCUUAAAGGCUUAUGGGGAGGCUAUGGAGAAUGGACAAAAGGAACUCUCUACUGAGAUUGUGAAAUCGAUAAACAAGAAAACCAAUCCCCGUGGCACGAUACUUGAACGUCUAGCCUUCAAUCUAUUUCAGUCGAAAGAACGUGAGGGAGAAUACCUGAGACAGGAGUCGAGCAAGUACUUCAUGAAAGCAUUCAUGGUGUUUUACCAAAGCCUCCCAUAUGGGAAGUUUGCGCACUUCACUGCUAACUCAGCAAUCUUGCAAGCUAUGCCAGACGACAUAAAAACAAUACACAUAAUAGACUUCGACGUGGGAGAGGGAAUUCAAUGGCCUCCUGUAUUCGAGGCCAUAAGCCACAAAGGAAAGUCACUUAGAUUCACAUCAAUAAGGUUAGACAACAAGACCAUCUGUUCACCAUGGGACUUUGAGCGGACAAAGAAAUGGUUAUAUCAUCAUGCCAGACAAUCUGGUCUGAAACUGCAGAUAGAGGAAACCAGUAUUGAGGAUCUAGCAAGUGGGUUGACGAGGAUGAAGCAAAUGGGACGAGGCAAAGAAUGGUUAGUCUUCAACUGCAUGAUUCAACUUCCACACAUGGCGAGGAGGAGGAGGAGAAGCCAUGUCACGAAUUUUCUAAAGGUAGCCGAGGAAUUGCUAGCCAAUGGUGGAGUCUCAGCAGGAAUUGUGACUUUUGCUGAUGGAGAAGCACAGAAUAGCUCAAUAACUUAUUCAGGUUAUAGUUCAUUCUUCGAUAAACAUACAAGGCAUUAUAAAACCCAAUUUGAAUCAUUAGAACAACAUUUCAAUGCUCAUCUCACAGAAGCAAGAACAGCCAUGGAGACUCUGUUUCUAGCACCUUUUAUGUGCCCUCUUGUAGGGCCUCAAGGCUGGGAAGAGUCGACACAAGGUUUCAAUCUUCCCAUAACCAGUUUGAAGGGACAGAAACUCAGCCAAGAAAGUUUAAAUGAAGCCAAGCAGAUUGUUAAUGAAAGAGAGAGUUCUUACAAGGUCAAGAUUGCAGGGGAUGAAGAACAUGAGAUGGUGUUGAAAUGGAAGGGUACACCAUUAGUAAAAGUUUCUAGUUGGAUUUAA
Molecule: messenger RNA, 1521 nt
Organism: Fraxinus pennsylvanica
Lineage: Eukaryota; Viridiplantae; Streptophyta; Magnoliopsida; Lamiales; Oleaceae
Source: the annotation of a GenBank genome assembly